Messenger RNA from Spinacia oleracea (spinach), 5414 nucleotides. Its product is annotated as myosin-15. Gene Ontology annotation, biological process: actin filament organization. Gene Ontology annotation, cellular component: membrane; actin cytoskeleton; cytoplasm. NCBI's taxonomy places the organism in Eukaryota, Viridiplantae, Streptophyta, Magnoliopsida, Caryophyllales, Amaranthaceae. The record is from RefSeq and is a predicted model, not a curated record. The transcript has 38 exons. Gene Ontology annotation, molecular function: ATP binding; microfilament motor activity; actin filament binding. Bases 335 to 4909 code for a protein of 1524 amino acids.
AAAUCAAAAUUCAAAAAAGUUGACGUGUCGCACACGAACAUUUGUUUAGUUACAUGUAAGAAGUACGAACGUUCCUCUUUCUUCAACUUCCGUCGUAUGCACUACCUGGCAUUCUGGCAAUUUUGUUUUCGAAGGCGGGAACUUCUCAACUUGCCCCUAAAUUCACCCCUUUCUCUCUCUUCUAGGGUUUAUGCGUCCUCUCAAUUCUCCCAAUUCAACUUGCAAUUUCACUGAAUACCAUGAUAUUCUAGGUUAUUUGUCGGUUAAUUGUCAGUUUUGAGCAAAUUGUGCAGCAUUUCUAUGAAAUUUCGAGCUCAAAAUUGAAGAAAUUAAAAUGAGUAGUCUUCGAAAAGGUUCAAAUGUCUGGGUUGAAGAUAAGGAGCUGGCUUGGAUUCCAGCUGAGGUGAUUGAUUUUAAUGGCAAACAAGUUCAAGUUCUUACUUCUUCCGGAAAAAAGGUUUUAUCUUCUCCAGAAAAUUUGCUUUUAAGGGAUCCAGAUGCGGAUCUUGGCGGAGUCGAUGACAUGACCAAAUUGACGUACUUGAAUGAGCCUGGAGUUCUAUAUAAUCUAGAGAGAAGAUAUGCAUUGGACAGCAUAUAUACUUACACCGGAAGCAUUUUGAUCGCUGUGAAUCCUUUCAUUAAACUUCCACAUCUUUAUAAUGCACACAUGAUGGAACAAUACAAGGGAGCGCCAUUUGGUGAGCUAGAUCCCCAUGUCUUUGCAGUAGCUGAUGCCGCGUAUAGAGCAAUGAUGAGUGAGCACAAGAGCCAGUCUAUAUUGGUCAGUGGAGAAAGUGGAGCCGGAAAAACGGAGACCACAAAAUUAAUCAUGCAGUAUCUUGCUUAUAUGGGUGGGCGUGCUUCUGGCAGUGAAAGAUCAGUUGAGCAGCAAGUUCUGGAAUCUAAUCCACUCUUGGAGGCAUUCGGUAAUGCAAGGACUGUGAGAAAUGAUAACUCAAGUCGUUUUGGCAAGUUUGUGGAGAUACAAUUUGAUGUAAAUGGUAGAAUAUCUGGUGCUGCAAUUAGGACCUACCUUUUAGAGCGGUCUCGUGUUGUUCAAAUUACGGAUCCUGAAAGGAACUAUCACUGUUUUUACCAACUCUGCGCAUCUCAAGAGGAUUCUGAGAAGUAUAAGCUGGAACAUCCAAGGCAAUUCCAUUAUUUAAAUCAAAGUAAGAUAUAUGAAUUAGAAGGGGUCAGCAAUAAAGAUGAAUACAUGAAAACCCGAAGGGCAAUGACUAUUGUUGGCAUAAGCGAGGAUGAACAGGAAGCAAUAUUUCGUGCAUUGGCUGCUAUUCUGCAUUUAGGUAAUGUAGAAUUUUCUCCUGGAAAAGAGCACGACUCCUCAAUAAUAAAGGACCAGAUAUCUGGCUUCCAUCUUCAGAUGGCCGCUGACCUCUUUAAGUGUGAUGUUAGUCUUUUGCUUUCAUCUCUUUGUACAAGAUCCAUUCAAACUCGUGAGGGCACCAUUGUUAAAGCUUUGGAUUGUAAUGCUGCUUUGGCUAGCCGUGAUGCUUUGGCUAAGACUGUUUAUUCUCGUUUGUUUGAUUGGCUGGUUGAGAAGAUGAAUAGUUCUAUUGGGCAAGAUCCAAAUUCUCGUGUACAAAUUGGACUCUUGGAUAUAUAUGGCUUUGAGUGCUUUAAGAAUAACAGUUUCGAGCAGUUCUGUAUCAAUUUUGCAAACGAAAAGCUCCAACAGCAUUUUAAUGAGCAUGUAUUUAAGAUGGAGCAGGAAGAGUAUAAUCGAGAAGAGAUUAAUUGGAGCUACAUUGAGUUUGUUGAUAAUCAGGAUGUUCUAGACUUGAUUGAGAAGAAACCAAUUGGGAUUAUUGCUCUUCUGGAUGAAGCUUGCAUGUUUCCAAAGUCGACACAUGAGACUUUUACAACCAAACUAUUCCAAAAUUUCCCGUCACACUCAAGGUUGGAGAAAGCAAGGUUCUCACGUACGGAUUUUACUGUGUCUCAUUAUGCUGGCAAGGUUACUUAUCAAACUGAAACAUUUCUUGAUAAAAACCGUGACUAUGUUGUUGUGGAGCACUGUCAUGUUUUAUCCUCCUCCAAGUGCCCAUUGAUUGCUGGUCUUUUUCCUUCUGUAUCUGAGGAGACAACACGAUCAUCUUACAAGUUUUCCUCUGUAUCCUCUAAAUUUAAGCAACAACUCCAAGCGUUGAUGGAGACUCUUAACUGUACGGAACCUCACUAUAUUCGUUGUAUCAAGCCAAACUCAUUAAAUCGACCUAAUAUUUUUGAGAAUCAGAGUAUAUUGCACCAAUUGCGCUGUGGGGGUGUUUUGGAGGCAGUACGGAUAAGUCUUGCUGGUUAUCCAACUCGGAGGACUUAUGCUGAGUUUGUGGAUCGGUUUGGACUUCUAGUGCCAGAAUAUAUAGAUGGAAGCUAUGACGAAAAGACCAUAACCCUUAAAAUCCUUCAGAAGUUGAAGCUUGAAAAUUUCCAAUUGGGGAAGUCAAAAGUCUUCCUUCGAGCUGGUCAGAUUGGCGUACUAGAUGCUCGAAGGACUGAGGUCUUAGAUUCUGCUGCCAGACAUGUACAGGGUCGUUUUAAAAUGUACAUAGCACGCAGAGAUUUCAUUUCCACUCGAGCUGCAGCAUUAUCGGUCCAAGCAUAUUGCAGAGGUUGCCUUGCUAGAAGAAUGUAUGCAGAAAAAAGAGAGACACUUGCUGCUAUCUUUUUGCAGAAGUAUGUGCGUGGAUGGCUAUCAAGAAUUGCCUACUUACAGCUGUACAGCUCAGCUAUUGUAAUUCAAUCUUGCAUACGUGGAUUCUCAGAUCGACAAAGGUUUUUGUUUGGAAAGGAAUAUAGAGCUGCAACCCUCAUUCAGGCUCACUGGAGGAUGUUCAAGGUUCAAUCAGCUUUCUGUCAACAUCAGAAAUCAAUUGUUUUUGUACAGAGUCUUUGGAGACGUAGAAUGGCAAGACGUAUACUCAAAAGGCUCAAGCAAGAAGCUAAUGAAGCUGGUGCUUUGCGUAUGGCAAAGACUAAACUUGAAAAGCAACUUGAAGAUCUGACUCUGAGGUUGCACUUGGAGAAGAGAUUACGGGUUUCAGUUGAAGAGACAAAAGUGGCUGAAAUAACAAAACGACAGAGGAUUAUAGAUGCUCUCAAUGUUGAGUUAAAGGAAGCUAAGUCACAUACUAUUAAACAGGGCAACAAGAAUGUGCAGCGUCAGAGUGACUUGGAGCUGUCAAUGAAAGAAAAAUAUGAGCUACAAAAGCAACUUCAGAACAUGGAAGAUUUCAAGAAGGAAAAUGCAAUUUUGAAGAGUUCUUUAGAAGACUUGGAGAGGAAGAAUUUAUUACUGGAGACUCAGCUGGCUAGUGCUCAGAAAGAGAAUAACCGGACCUUGCAAAAAUUACGUGAUGUUGAACAAAAUUGUGAACAACUGCAGCAGAAUUUGCAAAGUAUGGAGGACAAAUUGUCAAAUUCAGAAAAUGAAAAUCGUGUGUUAAGGCAAAAGGCACUGAACCUCUCCCCAAAGAGAAACCGUCCAGGUUUUGUGAAAUCAUUUUCUGAUAUGUACUCAAGUGCAAUGAGUCUUCCAUAUCUUGAAAAGAAGUCCAUCUAUGAGACACCCACGCCAACGAAACAUAACACAGUUCCUCAGGGACUAUCGGAAUCACGUUGGUCAAAACCGACUGUUGAAAGGCACCAGGAAAAUUGUGAGUUCCUCUCCAAAUGCAUCAAGGAAAAUAUGGGAUUUCAAGAUGAUAAACCUGUGGCUGCUUGUGUUAUUUAUAAAUGUCUUCUUCACUGGCAUGCCUUUGAGUCAGAGAGGACAACCAUAUUUGAUCAUAUUAUUGAGUGUAUUAACAAUGCUUUGAAGGUGGAAGAAGAGAAUGAAACAUUGGCCUAUUGGUUAUCUAAUACUUCAGCGCUUUUAUGCAUCCUACAAAGGUGUUUAAGAUCAAAUAGUUUCUUGAAUGCAGCCUCAAAUCGUGCUGCUGGGUCUGCUGGUCUAAGUGGAAGAUUUGCACAAGGUAUAAAGACACCCUUGAAGUUUAUUGGAUUUGAUGAUGGUGUAUCGCACGUUGAGGCAAGAUAUCCAGCAAUCCUGUUUAAGCAACAGUUAACAGCUUCCGUUGAGAAGAUAUUUGGCUUGAUUCGUGAUAAUUUGAAGAAAGAAAUAGCUCCAUUGUUAGGAGUUUGCAUACAGGCUCCAAAAGCUGCACGAGGUGGAAAGUCAUCCAGAUCGCCUGGUGGUGCACCACAGCAGCUGCCAAGUCAUCAAUGGGAUAGCAUCAUUCAAUUCUUGGAUUCCCUCAUGAAUCGUUUACAAAAAAAUCAUGUACCCUCCUUUUUUAUCCGCAAGCUAAUCACCCAGGUGUUCUCUUUUAUCAACAUGUCUCUUUUCAAUAGCCUUCUCCUACGACGUGAAUGCUGCACUUUUUCGAAUGGCGAGUAUGUAAAAUCUGGUUUAGCAGAACUAGAGAAAUGGAUUGCGAGUGUUACAGAGGAGUUUGCAGGGACUGCCUGGCAUGAGCUGAACUAUAUUAGGCAAGCUGUUGGUUUUCUGGUAAUACAUCAAAAGAGGAAGAAGUCUCUUGAAGAGAUUAAGCAGGAUUUAUGCCCGGCCUUAACAGUAAGACAAAUAUACAGAAUAAGCACUAUGUACUGGGAUGAUAAAUAUGGCACCCAAAGUGUCUCCAAUGAGGUUGUGGCGCAAAUGAGGGACAUGUUGAAUAAAGAUAGCCAGAAUCUAGCCACGAACUCAUUCUUGUUGGAUGAUGAUCUAAGCAUACCCUUUUCUACUGAAGAUAUUUCAAAAGCCAUCCCAGCUAUAGAACCAAUGGAUGUCAAAAUCCCAACAUGUUUAUCGGAUGUUCCUGCAGCAAAGUUCUUACUCGAAGACACUCCAGCAAUUUGUUCGACCCCUACGGCUGCUACUUGAGUAAGCUCAGCUGUGCACUUUCAGAGAUUUGGUUUUGCCAAUGCGUAGCACAUUACACCUAUUCUUUUAUGAGUUUGUACAUGAAUUUACAACAAGGAAAACACCUAGUCAGGAUAAAUCAUCACAGAACAAUGGUAAAUCAUUGGCAAAGCCCUAAAUGGGUAGUGGGAAGUAUCAACAUUUUUAGGGUGAUAAUUGGUUCUAAACUCAAGGUUGCCCUUAGUUUUUAUUAAUGGACAACCUUAUAAAUGAUGUAGCUACUAGUGUUCAUACACCAGAAGAUCACAAGUAAUUUACUUGUCAAUUUGUCUGUAUAUACAUAAACUGUAGGUAUUGCAGCGCGUUAGUUUGUAGAAGAAUAGGGUUAUGAUUCUACUGUGUAAAUAUUGAAAUCAGUGAUUCGCUUGGUAAUAAUGGAGCUUCAAUUCAGCUCCUGAUAUGCAUAAUGAGACAUUUGAUUAACUUACCAGCAUAUUGGAAGUAUUUUUUCUUUUUCUGGUGUAAA